AUGGUCAGACAGGCUAUCGCCGAGUUUCACGACAGUUUCGGUUCGUCGAAAGCUGCCAUCCAUCGUUACAUUGUUGAGCGCUAUCCACUUGGAAAGAACAACAACGUGAUUAGUAGCAAUACUCGGCUAGCGCUCAGGAGAGGUGUUGAGCGAGGACCACUCGUACAAGUCAGCGGAAGCGGUGUAAAUGGAAGUUAUAGGCUCGCUGAAGAGAAAGCGUCUAUUCGGAAGGGCAAAGAUAACGUCGACAGCAAGAAGGCAAAACCAGCAGGACCCGAAAAAACAGUCACCGUAUCGGUAAAAAGCAAGUAUCGAGAAGAAGACCAAGGCACGAGAGAAAGUGACGUCAAAGAAAGCCAAAAAUUCUGCGAUUUUCGGUGUAUUUUUUGA
Messenger RNA from Angiostrongylus costaricensis, 390 nucleotides. NCBI's taxonomy places the organism in Eukaryota, Metazoa, Nematoda, Chromadorea, Rhabditida, Metastrongylidae. The record is from the annotation of a GenBank genome assembly.